Molecule: messenger RNA, 1251 nt
Organism: Eruca vesicaria subsp. sativa (arugula)
Lineage: Eukaryota; Viridiplantae; Streptophyta; Magnoliopsida; Brassicales; Brassicaceae
Source: the annotation of a GenBank genome assembly
AUGGCUGCUAAAACACAAACAUCUUCUUCAUUACUACUCAUUUCCUGUUUCUUACUAUUUGUUUCAGUUAAUGUCCCUUCAUCAGUUCUCUCAGCCACUCUACGAUCUGAUAUCCAAGCUCUAGAGUCUAUCAUCCGCAGCAUUGAUCCAAGUUCCAUCUCCCCUUCCUCUUACCUCAGCACAUGGGACUUCUCUGAAGACCCUUGUGAAGGCUCAGGGACGUUCUUGGGAGUUAUGUGUUCUUUCCCUCUUGAGAACACAACCAGCCGAGUCACAGAGAUUGACCUUGACGAUGAUGGUUAUGACGGUUUCCUCUCUGAUGAAGUAGGGAACCUGACAGAGCUCACUGUUCUUAGCCUCAACAAGAACAGAUUCCGUGGUCCAAUACCAGAAACUGUCUUCCAACUCAAGAAACUCACCAAACUCUCUUUGUCUGAAAACUUCUUCACCGGAGACAUAACCCCUGGAAUCACUUGGCUCAAAGAGCUUCAAACCAUAGACCUGUCCAAAAACAGCAUAGCCGGUGAGAUCCCUCCAAGGAUCUCAUCCUUGAGAAGCUUGACUCAUCUGAUCUUAUCAAACAACCAUCUAGACGGAAGAAUACCUCCACUCAACGGCUUGUGGAAGCUACAAGUGUUGGAACUUGGUAACAAUCACCUUUCUGGAACCCUCCCUAAGCUUCCACCAAGUCUAAGAACUCUAUCUCUCUGUUACAACAGCCUCGCAGGACGUAUAUCACCUUUAAAUAGACUGAAACAUCUUGUGUCAUUAGAUGUGAGCCAGAACAGAUUCUCAGGCCCCAUUGGACAUCAAAUCCUAACGUUUCCAGAGAUUUCACACAUAAAUGUGUCUUUUAAUCAGUUCAUAUCCAUAGAGGUUGUUCAGGUUAUAGGCACUGAAUCCCGCCUGCGCAUACUUGACGCUGAAGGAAACCAAUUACAGGGGCACCUUCCACUGAACCUGCCGACUUAUGGAAACUUGAAGGAUAUCAAUCUACGGAGCAACAAGUUCUCAGGAGAUAUUCCGAGGAUUUAUGGGAAAAGACUUGAGAAUUCAUGGAGAAGCUUGUACUUGGAGAACAACUACCUCACUGGUUUGCUUCCUGAGGAGUUUCUAAGAAUCUCCAAGCAAGUCAGAGGAAGCCUUUCCAAUAACUGUCUGCAGUGUCCUAAGAAUGUUCCAAUCUGCCAAGGAGUACAAAAGCCAAAAUCACAAUGCACCAAUGUAAUGCAGGAGAAAGGCUUGGAGUAG